Messenger RNA from Cucurbita pepo subsp. pepo (vegetable marrow), 2540 nucleotides. The record is from RefSeq and is a predicted model, not a curated record. NCBI's taxonomy places the organism in Eukaryota, Viridiplantae, Streptophyta, Magnoliopsida, Cucurbitales, Cucurbitaceae.
GAGAUUGCUUCACGUCUAGGACUUCCUGAUGCUUCUAUAACACAUUAUGGCUUAAAUGGAGAUGUCAACAAUGUGCUGAUGAUGGCUGACAUUGUGCUCUAUGGAUCUUCACAAGAAAUACAGAGUUUUCCGCCUCUACUUAUUCGAGCCAUGUCAUUUGGAAUCCCAAUCAUGGUGCCUGAUUUGCCUGCCUUGAGAAAUUACAUUGUUGAUGGCGUCCAUGGGGUUAUCUUCCCAAAACAUAAUCCUGAUGCCUUAUUGGACUCUUUCUCACGAAUGAUAUCAGAUGGGAAGCUCUCCAGAUUUUCACAAGCAAUAGCUUCCUCUGGAAAAUUACUUGCUAAGAAUAUACUAGCAUCGGAAUGUGUUACCAGUUAUGCACGGCUCCUAGAGAAUGUUCUGAAUUUCCCAUCAGAUGUUAAGCUUCCAGGUUCUGUCUCCCAGCUUCAAUUAGGAGCCUGGGAAUGGAAUUUGUUCAGAGAGGAAGCAGUGCAGACAAUUAGCAAAAAGGUAGAUACUGAAGAGAGGAUUGCAGCAACAAGCAAAUCCAGUGUUAUUUUUGCUCUUGAAGCACAAAUAACUAAUUUUGUUAAUUUAACAAAUUCUUCUGAGACUGAAAACGGGACUCUGGAGCAAGAUAUUCCAACUCCACAUGAUUGGGAUAUUUUGGAGGAAAUAGAAAAUGCUGAAGAAUAUGAAACUGUUGAAAUGGAGGAGUUUCAAGAAAGAAUGGAGAGAGAUCUAGGUGCAUGGGAUGAAAUAUAUCGAAAUGCCCGGAAAUCUGAAAAACUCAAGUUUGAGGCAAAUGAACGAGAUGAGGGGGAGCUUGAAAGGACGGGACAACCUGUAUCCAUUUAUGAGAUAUACAAUGGUGCUGGAGCUUGGCCAUUCAUGCACCAUGGUUCUUUGUACCGUGGACUAAGUCUUUCCACAAGGGCACUGAGGUUAAAAUCUGAUGAUGUCAAUGCUGUUGGACGGCUUCCUCUUCUGAAUGACUCUUACUAUCCGGAUACUCUCUGUGAGAUUGGAGGAAUGUUUGCUAUUGCAAAUAAGAUUGAUAACAUUCAUAAGAGACCUUGGAUUGGGUUUCAAUCAUGGCGGGCGUCUGGAAGAAAGGUUUCCUUAUUCCCAAAAGCUGAAAAUGUCUUGGAAGACACUAUAAGGGACAACACUAAAGGAGAUGUUAUAUACUUCUGGGCACACUUGCAAGUGAAUCGUGGAAUCUUGGGGGGCAGUAAUGCUCCCACUUUCUGGUCAGUGUGUGAUAUCUUGAACGGUGGUCUUUGCAGAACCGCCUUUGAGACCACCUUUCGUGAGAUGUUUGGAUUGUCGUCAAAUAUGGAAGCGCUUCCCCCUAUGCCAGAUGAUGGUGGUCGCUGGUCUGCCCUCCAUAGUUGGGUGAUGCCAACCCCUUCCUUUCUGGAGUUCAUAAUGUUUUCCAGGAUGUUCACCCACUACCUUGAUGCUGUGAAUAGAAAUCAAAGUCAACCAUAUGGAUGUUUGGUUGCUUCCUCUGAGCUUGAGAAAAAACACUGUUACUGUCGGAUACUGGAAAUCCUGGUCAAUGUCUGGGCGUACCACAGUGGACGGAGGAUGGUUUAUAUCGAUCCUCACUCGGGUUUCCUCGAAGAGCAGCAUCCAGUUGAACAACGCAGGGAAUUUAUGUGGGCAAAAUAUUUUAACUCCACGUUAUUGAAGAGUAUGGAUGAAGAUUUAGCAGAAGCUGCAGAUGACGAAGGUGGUUCAAAUCAAAUGGGGUUGUGGCCAUUAACAGGGGAAGUUCAUUGGCAAGGGAUAUAUGAGAGAGAGAGAGAAGAAAGGUAUAGAGUGAAGAUGGACAAGAAGAGAACCACAAAAGUAAAACUAAUGGAGAGGAUGAAAUUUGGAUACAAGCAAAAAUCACUUGCAGGAUGAGAAGCUGGAAUUCUGAACCUUAUUUAGCCAGCUAAUUCUGAAAGCUUCCGACUGCUGACUUGGCUAGAAGAGAUUGAAAGAGAGCUUCCCUACGUCGAAAAUGAAUCAAACCAGUUUUUCGUUACAUACGGUACGUUAAGGAAUCUGAGUUCUUUCUCAAUUAUACUUACUCUACAGAGCAUUUCUAGGCAACAAAACUGAAGAAAAGCAAAGCUGAAAUUGCAGCUCGGUUAUUGGAGGCAUAUAUUACCAGAGAACACCAGGUUAUUUUGGGAGAGGUACUCUAAAUAUUCUUUAAAAUUCUUUCUUCUAUAUUCCACUUACCUCAUAUAUAGCAACAAGACAUAAGGGAAAUUCCUUUUACUUCUGUACAACCAAAAUAGCAAUUAUUGAGGCAAUUUUGGUCAUUCAUGAUAGUUGAUGGUUUCCACUUUCAGAUAUUGUUUUCUUCUCUUUGCUUUUAGUUCUGUCUUUUCUCCUCUGCCAACAACUAUGGUAUGGAAAUCUGCAAACUUUGUUCAGAUCUAGAGAAUGCCAAAAUGUUCCCAUAUAAUACCCUAUUGUACUCGAGGACUUGUCUUGUAACACAGACUCUAUUAUGCUAAAAAUAAAAUAUCGAUUAGGCA